UCUUCCUCCGGGGUCAGGGACGGAGGAUGGAGGUGACCCCGUCGCUGACUCCUGUGAACAGUUCAGCAUGAGCCCCGCAUGCAGCGAUGUGACAAAGCUUCCUGCCGCCAAACCAGAGAUCCUCGUCGGGUCCGUCUUAGAUGCCGGGUCAGGAAGUGAACCUGGCUCAGAGAAAGCUGAAGAAAGUGGUGAGGAGUCACCUAACCCACGCCGAGGGCUACUAGGAAUAUUUAGCAGAUCAGAGGCGAAGGAAAAGAUCUCUGAAGAGUCCACACAGAGUCCAGUCGAGAGAGAAGCUCUACUGUCAGGAGUGAAAGAAUUUGACCACGCCAGCUCAACUGGCAGUCUGCAGCAGCAGACGGAGCUUCCUAGCCAACAGACUGACCAAUCAGAGGUCAUUGUCGCCUCCAUCUCCGAUGCUAAGUCACCAAGGGACGCCGGCGUCAGUAAACUACCCCGCACUGUGUCUCCAAAGCCACAGUUCUUUGGAAUAUUUUGUAGAGGUGAAGCAAAGGAAAAAAGCCCUGAAACAGAGAGAGCAGUCGAAAAUGAAACAACCUUGUCAGAAGACAGAAGACUAGAUGAUGUCAUCUCAACCUCCCAAACGGAUUCAACGACCGCUCUGCAAUAUCAACAUGAAACUGAUAUUGAAAGUGAUGAAACUCAGGAGAAGACAAAAGUUCUACAGCCAGAGUUCUUGAGCGAAGAUGCAAUCCAAUCUGCCAGUUCGGUUGUAAACAAAGUUGAACAUGAGGUAGUUGAAAGUGAAGUCGAAGCUGACGAGUUUCUUAAGAAACUGUCCAACUUGAAGUCAUUUUGGGAGAGACAAUACAGUGGUGGUCCUAAAAUACUGAUCGCUAAACCAAGCUCUGAUUCAAAGAUUCAUACGACUAGCGGGGAUCAUUUCGACCAGAUGGAGGAUUUGAAUGAAGACCCUCCUAAGAUCGAAACGACAGAGGCGUCAUCGCGUUUUCAAAGUCCUCCUCUUGACCAUGACUCCAGUGGCAUGACGACCCCUGAACAAGCGGACAGCAGUGUCGUCGCCUUCUCCCAACCGCCGGCUGUCGCACAUCCAGAGAACCCUCCUCCGGUUGAAAGCAGCGUCUUGUUGAACAUACCAAGCGCAGAUGGUACGUUUACGGCUAGACCCAUCCUCAUCUGUGACGAGACAGACAGCAGCCCUGAGGAGGCAGCAGCAGACUCUCAGGUUGUCACCCAGCCGCAAGAUGACGCUUCUUCGCCUGUCCGUCCGUUAAGUCCCAGUCCGAAGCAGAAGGGUGAGAGUGAAACAGUAUCUCACGUAAGGCCCUUAAGCCCAGCCCCAAACACACCCAAGUCUCGGAUUCCAAAGCCCAAGGAUGCAUCUGAUGACGAACUUAGGAAAAGUCCGUCAAAAACAUGCCAUCCAAAAGCUUUGCCAAGAGAAGUGACAAAUUGCAAAGGAUCUAACGCCGGUUCUCCUUUAAAAACAUUCCCCAUAGACAUUGCCACUCUGUCAAAAGAGCUUGAAGAGGAAUCUGAGAACCAAACAGUUAGCCAGAGAAAAAGUCCCUCACACGAAGCAAAGCAAGCCCUUAAAUCCAUCUUAAAGAUUCCGUCUUCCCUCCCACAGUACAGACAAGAGCAGUUUUCCAUGACCCAACCAAGAAGAGGCUCCGAUCAGAGUGCUCUGUCGUCGUUGCGAUCCCCUAGUCGGUCCAUCGCCCAUCCAGGCAGAAGAACCAGUUUAGGGAACCUAAAUCUAUCAUCCGGUCUCCCGCGUGGACCGAAUCACAGAGACCCAACUGCAAGGAGAACCUCAGAAGGGGGCGUGAUCGGACCACAGCUUACAAAUCGAGAUUUAGGUAAACGGAAGUCUUCAGAAGAUACCGGAGUCACUUCCCAUCUCGCAAAGUCUUUCAUUCCCCAGAUCGUUCGACGUGUCGACACGACUCCACAAGGGACGGACGUCCCUCCCUUUCUUCAAGAACGACAAGCGGAAGAACCGAAAGCGAUCUUCGAUGCCCCUGCUGCCUCUGUCGAUGUUAGAGACAGAGGGUUCAGUCCCGCCGUGGAUUCGGAGGAGUCCCAGGACACGAGUACCACUGAAAGUUUGAUGCUAAAUGUUGACGGUGGCUCCUCAGGCGGGGGCAUACCAAAGGUUCAAUCUCGGGCAGGUCGUCCAUGCAGUUAUAACGAGGACGCAAGCCCUCUCAGGACAAAGUUGAAAGCAAUGCCUCAGAGACCGAUGUCUUUCUCCAAGAGUUUGGAGGACCUAACCUCAAGAUCAUCAACACUGCCUCCCAGACCCCCCUCCCUCUCCGACUCUGAGGACAUGAAGAUGAUUAGCGCGUCUGUGUCCGCUCUCCCACAGGAAGAGAAAGACGGCAGGGACAGUGACUGCACAUCAGAGAGCAGCCUCUACCUGGGCUGGAGGAGAAACGCUAACUCCCUCUGCAACCUCAGUCUGUCGUCCGGAAUGGUCUCUAUGUCCUCAGCCGGCAGCAUGGUUAGCAUCUACAGCGGGGAACACGGCGACGUGGAGGUGAAGGGUUCCAUCCAGCUGGCCCUGAACUACGUGCAGAAGCUCGGAGAGUUCCACAUCUUUGUGGUACACUGCAGGGAGCUGGCGGUCGCAGACCCCAAGAAGAGCCGCUCCAAUCCUUAUAUAAAAUGUUACCUUUUACCUGACAAGGCAAAGAUGGGCAAGAAAAAGACCAGUGUGAAAAACAAGACCCUGAACCCAACCUACAAUGAAAUCCUGAGGUUUAAAGUAACCAUGGAGACCUUGAAGACCCAGAAGCUUAACGUGUCUGUCUGGCACAACGAUAACUUUGGACGGAACAGCUUCCUUGGAGAGUUGGAGCUGGACUUGACAGAGUGGGACUUUAACAACACUCAGAUAAAUGAGUACACCUUGAAACCAAGAGUCUCCACCUUGACACAUUCGCCCUCUGACAGUCAGUCAGUCGACGGCAGAGGAGAGAUGAGAGUGGCUCUUCGUUUCCUGCCCAGGGUCUCUUACAGUAAAAGGCCGUCCAAACUGGAGGCCGGGGAGAUGCAGGUCUGGGUGAAGGACUGCAAGAAUCUCCCUCCAGUCAGGGGUGUGAUUAUCGACCCCUUUGUGAAAUGCGCGGUGCUUCCAGACUCGGGCAGGAGGACCAGGCAGAAGACCCGGGUGGUGAAGAGGACGACCAGCCCCAUGUUCAACCACACCAUGGUGUACGACGGGUUCAGGUCCGACGACCUGCGGGAGAUCGCCAUGGAGAUCACCGUGUGGGACCACGAUCGCCUGAGCAACCAUUUCAUUGGAGGCCUCAGAAUAGGACUCGGAAGUGGCAGAAGCUAUGGGGCGGACGUGGCGUGGAUGGACUCCACAGCAGAAGAAGCCAGGCUGUGGGAGAGGAUGAUGCAGGCUCAGAGUGAGUGGGUGGAGGCUGUGCUGCCACUGAGGAUGUUGCUGAUGGCCAGAGCGGGGGCUAAAUGAGGGGGGGGGGGGGGGUUUGGGGGGCGUCUGACCAAUGAGAGGGUUUAAAUGGAGGCAUCUGACCAAUGAGAGGGUUUAAAUGGAGGCGUCUGACCAAGACUAAGAAUGUACAGCUUAUUUGAUUCUUGUUUGUAAAUAUUCAUAUCACUUUAAAUCCACUUUAUAGGUAACGUAGGAAAAAAUACUUUUUGUUUUUACUUUAUCUCAAUGCAGCUUUUUUUUUUUUAAGAUAACAUUUUAAUUUUGUCUUAUUUAAAUCAGAAAUAGUUUAGACACAAAAUGCACAAAUGAACAAAUUGUCCCAAAUUAUUUAUAUUUUCUUCAAUGAAAACCACAAAUUUCACACAUCUCAUGAUAUCUAAUAUAAUAGAUAUAAUAGAGAACUGAAUAAUACAUAGAUUUAUAAAUAAUAAUAUUAUAAACUAGUAUAUGGUUGUGUAACUGCAAUAAUAAACUGGAUUUUAUUGCUAAACU
Molecule: messenger RNA, 3940 nt
Organism: Osmerus eperlanus (European smelt)
Lineage: Eukaryota; Metazoa; Chordata; Actinopteri; Osmeriformes; Osmeridae
Gene: sytl2a
Product: synaptotagmin-like 2a
Exons: 11
Coding region: 68-3466 (1132 amino acids)
Biological process (GO): exocytosis; intracellular protein transport
Cellular component (GO): exocytic vesicle; plasma membrane
Molecular function (GO): neurexin family protein binding; small GTPase binding
Source: RefSeq, a predicted model, not a curated record